AUGAGCCAAACUGGUUCUUCAAGGCUGGAACUGUUGGUGCAGGCCCUUUCGGCCCGGCUGGAACUUUUGGAGCAGGACAAUCGUGACUUACAGGCUCGCGUGGCUCGCUUGGAGUCCGAGGGCUACGUGCUGGUGCGGGGGGACCCGGACCACUCGACAACGCCUCCGCGGCCCUCGGGCUACGACUUGCCUACCUCGACCUCUACCUCUUCGCCUGCUCGCCCGCCUUCGGUGGCCUGUGGGUCUUCGGGGUCCUUGACGGCGAGCUCUUCGGCAACUCCUUCGGACGCCUUCCGGCAGCGGGUGGCGGACGACAUUGGGGCCUACAUUCAGCGCUGCCUCUCGGGGAACAACCGUGGCAGCAGUGGCCGCGAGAGGGUGAACCUGGCGAGCCGGAUCUACGUGAUUGCCAGCGACGCCGCGGGAAACCUCUACGACCCCGUCCGCGUGGAGAACACCUGGCGGGACACCCAGCCCUUGGUGACGGUUGGGCCGGGCCCUGGGAAGCAGUUCGGUGACAGUGUUUUCGUGGGCCUUCCCAGCAAGUGGGAGGCGAAGCGUGCAGUGGCGGCGGCGGGCUUGAGGUGGCCGGCCGAUGGUCCUGAUUUUGACUACGGCCUGUUGGCUAUUCGGAGCACUGUCGCGGAGGCUGCGCCGUGGAUUGCUUUGGCGGUGGUGGGCGAGAGCGAAGGCGCUUCUACUCGAGUGGUUGCCCCGGAGGACCGCGAGAAUCCUUUGGAGGCCCUGGCCGUGCGCGUCUGGAUCGGCCGUCUCAGUGCCGAUUGGGGCCGCUACGUUGAGAUCGUGGAGAUUGGCGCGGCCGACCUGGAGCUCCACACGGCCUUCGGAGAGCCCCUGGAGGCCGAGCACGCUGAUUGCAUCCCGUUCGCCCCGGACUUGGUCCGGCUCCACUACCAGACCGCGGAGGAGGGCACUGGCGAGGAACCCACGCCGAGGCCGGCUCCUAACGAGGCUGCUCCAGCAUGGGCCACGCGAGUGGAGGAGCUCGAGCGUGGCAUGGGCGUCGUGCGCCGUGGAAUCCAGGAGAUCCUGGGCAAGCUGGGAAAGCCCGAGGCGAAAGCUCCGACCUUCAGCUCUUCGAGCUCGAGCCAGCCCG
This is a messenger RNA of Symbiodinium necroappetens, 1117 nucleotides long. Lineage: Eukaryota; Dinophyceae; Suessiales; Symbiodiniaceae. The record is from the annotation of a GenBank genome assembly.